AUGACUAUGACCUCGAUGCCGAGCGAGCUGAUCCUGUCCUCCACCAGCUGCUCGCCCGCCUCACCGGCCUCACCUCUGGCCACGACCCUGCUCCACUCGGUCCAGACCGGCGCCCAAGUCUUCUCCUUCAAAUCCCCAAACGCCUCCUCCUCCUCCUCCUCCUCCUCCUCCUCCUCCUCGUCCACGACCACCUCGACAACACGCUCAGGGAAACAAGACCCGAUUCAAUCUGGGUCGAGCUUGGCCUUGUCGGAUCGCAAGUCGUUUGGAUAUGCUGCGGCGUCGAAUGGAGUCGGUGGCUAUCUGAUCGGGCUUGGAGGCAAGGAUGGCAGGUCGGGAAUGAAUGUGUGGUCCUUGCACAAGGUAGCUCCAGCACGAUCGCAGUUUGGAAGCUUUUCAGAUCUGGGUAUUGACCCAUCGCCCAUCACCCCUCACCGCUCGAUAGGCACAAGUCGUUCAGCGCCUGAUCCCCCCGGUGCGCUUGACCACGAUCGCCGUUGCUCAUUCGGGAUUGUACUUGGCCGGCGGCACCCUCGACGGUCGCAUAUUCUUGUGGGAGGUGAGUCGCAGUAGGAUCGAAUCAAUUUUUUUACAUAGGCUCGGCUCGUGAGCUAAUUCCUCACUCCACACCACCUCCUCAUCUGGACCACCUCCAUCUCGGCCAAUUUCGUCGGCUCGUCUCCAGACCUCCUCGGGUUCACUCCUCCUGACGAUCGACGCCCACUAUCGAGCCAUCUCCGUACUCGACUUCUCUUCCGACGACGCCGCGCUCGUUUCCGGUUCCGAAGACUCGGGUGUAUCAGUCUGGGCCAUGGGCAGGCAAGUCGUGCCUUCCUCCUUGCUCCGUCCGUAGCCAGAUUGAGCUGACGAGGCUCGCUCCAUUCUUGUAGGUUACUGAACGCAUCCCCUCGGAACCCACCCACACCUUUCGCCACCCUGUCGGACCAUACACUACCCAUCACCUCGAUUGCGAUCGGUUUGGGCUCGUUCCCCAAAUGUCGCAUCAUGACUGCUUCUCUCGACUCGACCGUCAAGGUUCGUUGCCCCUGUCGAUUUAGGCUGCCGGUGGGCUUCUCCUUGCACAAUAUUGACACACGAAUUUCGCGUGCACUUCAAUCCAGGUUUGGGACAUCUCGACCUGCCCCUCGAUUCUCCUCGCCACGUUCUCCUUCGCAAGCCCGAUCGAACUCUUGGCCUGGGACCCUCUGGAGCGCUACUUUUUCGCCUCGGGACCGGACCCCGCAUCCCCUUUCGACUCGACCCAAUACCGCGUCGUCAAGGUUCCAUUGUACCACAAUCCAGCGCCGAGUUCGGAUGGCCUGGCGAGUGCGGUCGAACCUUUGGUUGGGAAUGACGAGCAUGGGAGGGUGCAGACCGUCGUGGAGCAGAACAUCUAUUCUAUCUCGUACGUGCCGAGUUUCUUACCUCCUCCGUGCGAUCCUAUUCGCUGAUCGGCGAAUCGUUCGCUCCGAUCCUCAGUGACCGUAUCACAGCACUUUCGCUAUCCUCCUUAUCCCCGACCUUGCUCGUCGGAACCUCGACCUCGCAAAUCCACCUCUUAUCCCUGCCGUCGCUGCUCGCGAUACGCAUCAUACUCCCUCCCCCUUCAACGGCCCCACCCUCCGCCAUAACCUACCUCACGACUCUCCUCCGUCCCUCGAACCUAGGAUCCAACACGUCCACUACGACGAACCCUACUGAAGGGGCGAGGACGUUGUUCGUGCAUGGGUUGGGGAGGAGUAUGGUGUUGAAUACUACAGGGGGGAAUGGGGGGGAAGAGUUUUUAAAAGGUGGGAGUCAGGGCAGGGUCGUGGAGAUGAGGGUACCGUUGGUUAGGGACGUGGGUGCGUUCGUUCGGAUAAAGUCGGGUACGUUGAAUUUCUCCAAAGGCACGCUCGGCUCUCGAGACAAAGUCACGAUGGCGACUGGAGUGGAUCGGGGUUCGGAAGCGUUGGUCAAGGUGCAAGAGUUGGAGGAGCAGAUUGAAAAGUUGAAGAUGCAGUUGGCGAAGGCGGUCAGUUUGAAUCAAGAGAUGUGGGAUAAGGUCGUACAGGGGAGUUUGGGCGGUGGGGAACGAUGA
Microbotryum saponariae is the source of this 2080-nucleotide messenger RNA. Lineage: Eukaryota; Fungi; Basidiomycota; Microbotryomycetes; Microbotryales; Microbotryaceae. The record is from the annotation of a GenBank genome assembly.